AUGCUCGUGACGACGCGCAACAUCUCCUUCGUGACCGCCGUCGCAGCUGCGCUGUGCGCAGGCUCCAUCACGGCCUUUUCGCUGUACGGGCACCUUUUCCAAGAGCGCCUGCACUACUCGCAGUACCAGGUCAAUGGUGUCGCGAUGGUGGCGAGCUUCUCGCUCUACCUGCCUGUGCCGUUGUUCGGCUAUACAUGCGACCGAUACGGGCCGGCGCCGCUGUCUGGGCUCUCGGCUGGGCUCUUUGGUGUGGGGUACGGGCUCGCGGCUGGACUGUACAAGCACGGCGCAGAGGGGAGGUCCGGGUCUGGGCCCGACCGGCUCUCCUAUGCAGCUAUGAUCUUUGCCUUCAUCCUGAUCGGCAUCGGCUCCUGCGCUCUCUACAUAGGCUCCGUGGCCACAUGCGCCAAGAACUUUGGCAAGGGCAAAUAUCGGGGUCUGGCGCUGGCCGUGCCCAUCACAGCGAUCGGGCUCAGCGGGCUGUGGCAGAGCCAGGUCGGGAGCAGGCUGCUGUACGAGAGGCUGCCGGACGGUACCAGGGGGGACGUCGACUGCUUCUUGUUCUUCCUCUUCCUCGCCAUCCUGCUCUUCACGGUCGGCUUGCUCGGCUCGUUCACCAUGAAGGUCAUCGAUGAGCAGGAGCUUAUCGACGAGGCUGUCGAGGAGCUCGAGCGCAGCGGUCUCCUGGACGGCAGCGCGCUGUUUACACCUUCGCGCCCCGCCGGUGGCUACGGAACUCUUGAGCAUGUCGAACCGGUGCCCAUCGACGAUGACGACCAUGACAACAAUGGGGAAGAUGCCGGGCUUCUGGACCCAGCCAAGGACUUUGAGGACGAUGCGAGAUUCAAAAAGAACGUGGUGCUCAAUGCAGAGACACGGCGUUUCCUCGGCGACCACACGAUGUGGUUCUUUGCUGCAGGCUUCUUCCUAGCUAUUGGUCCUGCAGAGGCCUUCAUCAACAACAUGGGGACCGUCAUCAAGACGCUGUACCCUCCCACGGAGGCGCACUUGCACCUGGGCCCUGCCACCACGGCCGCCACCCACGUCUCCAUCAUCUGUGCGACCAGUACCGCCGUGCGACUGCUCGUUGGUGUGCUCACAGACCUGCUGGCGCCCAGUCCCACCACACAGCACUUCCAGUUCCCCUCCACGGAGCGUUCUACGCCCACCAUGCUCCAGCGGAUCAAGUUCUCGGUGUCUCGCAUCACAUUCCUCCUCUUCUUUGCUCUUAUACUAUCGCUCGGCCUGGCAGUGCUGGCCUCGGGCGCGAUCCAGAACCACGGAGAGCGCUUCUGGAUUGUCUCGGCCAGCGUGGGCGCAGGCUACGGGGCGCUCUUCUCCCUCGCACCCAUCAUCGUCACCAUCAUCUGGGGGGUGGAGAACUUCGGCACCAACUGGGGCAUCGUGGCGACAUUCCCUGCGGUGGGCAAUGCGCUCUGGGGCUCUGUCUAUUCUGCCGUGUACCAGGCCGGGGCGGAGAGGAGCCCCAACCCUCCCGGUGGCGGCGACAUCGCUGAUGACGGCGAUCUUUUUUGUUAUGGGACGCAGUGCUAUUCUGUGGCGUACUGGGGCAUGGCGGGCAGCGUCUGGCUUGCGUGCCUGCUUGUGCUGUGGGCGUGGAGAGGGAAGAAUGGGUGGGCCAAGAGGGGUAUUGUGAUUUGA
Molecule: messenger RNA, 1662 nt
Organism: Cryphonectria parasitica EP155
Lineage: Eukaryota; Fungi; Ascomycota; Sordariomycetes; Diaporthales; Cryphonectriaceae
Exons: 1
Coding region: 1-1662 (553 amino acids)
Biological process (GO): transmembrane transport
Cellular component (GO): membrane
Molecular function (GO): transmembrane transporter activity
Source: RefSeq, a predicted model, not a curated record